Molecule: messenger RNA, 1062 nt
Organism: Penicillium longicatenatum
Lineage: Eukaryota; Fungi; Ascomycota; Eurotiomycetes; Eurotiales; Aspergillaceae
Exons: 1
Coding region: 1-1062 (353 amino acids)
Source: RefSeq, a predicted model, not a curated record
AUGAAGGCUUCCAUUAUUGUUGCUGUGGCCGCAGUAUUGAACUUCAGCCUCGCCACAAAUGUGACCAUUCUUCGACCUAAUGAUCCAUAUCUUCCAGACAACGAACUACCACCAUCGCAUGCCGUUUCAGAUGGCGCAUCAAUCGUCCAGCUUUUCCCAAACCUCGGCCGCUCCACGACUUGGAAACUUAUCUCGAAGACCCAGUUGGAAGGCGACACAGGCGAACCAGAAGGCAUGGUCCGUGUCGGUGAUGACCGAUUCUUCAUCUCGGCUGGUCAAUGGACUGUCGCGACCCAGAAAUAUACAAACCCGAUCAAUGGCACUGACCGCAGCCCAGGCGCAGGCUUUGCACACAUGCUCAUAUACGAUGGUCAGGGUAGGCUCAUUGCCAAUGCUACUUUGACACCUCCAGGGGAUAUUGAAUACCAUACAGGCGGUAUCGAUUACGACGGCCGCUACAUUUGGGACACACUAUCUCAGUAUCGGCCAAAUACUACAGCCACGAUUGUUCGCAUCGACCCACUUACAUUGGAAAAAGAGGCCCUGUUUCGCGCUCGUGAUCAUAAUGGUGGAAUAGUGCACGAUACAGUCACUGAUGAUAUUGUCACGCUGAAUUGGGGUGGUCGCAGUGCCACAACCUGGUCGAUGAAAAACUAUCCCCAAGGAUUUGCCCCUCUUUCCGACUUUACCGAGCCAAAGUCGUCUGUGGCAGACCCUUCAUUCUUUGUUGACUAUCAGGAUUGCAAGUUUCUUGGUCAUCAUGCAUUGCCGAAUGUUAUGUCAGCCAGGUUCGGAGGAUGGAAUCCCACAAGGGCAAUCAUGUUCUGUGGGGGUGUAGCUACGAUCGAGACGUCUUCGUCGUCAUUUAACCUGGGGGGUAUCGCUCUGGUUGAUAUCCAGACCAUGUUGCCACUCUGGGAGGUACCUAUUUCCUUGACGAGUGAUCUCGGCACAUCUAUGACAGAGAACCCCAUCGAUAUUGCAGUUGUGGAUGGCAAAUUGAGGAUUUAUUGUCUCCCUGAUCAGCACAAUUCCACCUUGUAUGUUUAUGAGGCGGUAUGA